Molecule: messenger RNA, 2167 nt
Organism: Oppiella nova
Lineage: Eukaryota; Metazoa; Arthropoda; Arachnida; Sarcoptiformes; Oppiidae
Source: the annotation of a GenBank genome assembly
ACAUAUAUUACGACAUUUUGAGGCAAAAGUGUCUCGUAUUUGACGUUUGAAUACAUCGUAAAAGGCGUCAAAACAUUGCAAUUGUUUACAAAUGAAUGACUGAUCGCUUCCAACCAUUCAAUCGGAUGUUGUAUUCAUUUGGAUAAUCGUUGGACACAAACAGUCGUCUAAUUAUCUUAUAACCAACAUUUGGAUCAAUAGUGCGCUCAUUGGACACGUCUUGAGGAGAUUGGUGUGAAGUGUCAGAAGUGUCAUCUGAUUGGCGAUCAUAUGACGUGAUAAGCGAUGUUACCAUUGAGUGGAACCGUUUGGAUGUUAAUGCCAUUCGUGGCAUCACUUCUUGCGAUUUUGAUAUUUUCCAUACUAUAUGUCAAACGAUAUCGCAAUCCCUAUGAGUCGGACAGGGGUUCGAGUAUCACAUCAAUUGUGGCACUCUUUGUAUCACUGCUUACCUGUGCUCUCAUUCCCGUCGAUAUCUUCAUCGUGUCCUUCAUGAAGGACUCUUCGAGUCAUUUCAAAGAAUGGGCGCUGAAUAUCACCCAAAGGACUGACAUCGAGAACUCAGUUCUCUAUUCUUAUUAUACGCUGUAUUCGUUGAUAUUCUUCUGUGUAUUCAUUUUGAUUCCUUUCGUGUAUUUCUAUUACGAGGAGAAAAGCGAAGAGGGAUUCACUUCUGAAGGGCGAUUGUGUUCUGCAAUCAAAUUCACGGUCGGCUUCCUAUUCGUUGCGGUGGUUCUGCUACUUAUUGGCCAUCAAUUCAUAGCAAUAACUCAUUUAUUGAACAGCACUUUCAUACCAUUACGCGAAUACUCGCCGCCCCCUAACUCGACCACUAAUGGCACUAAUAGUAGCCACGAAUGGAUCGAUGACAUGAAGUUUAUAUUGGAUGACUUGACCCGAAACAAGGGCGAAGACGCGCUCUCAAUGGUGUUGAGUAUUCUCACGUCUGUAGGGGUCAUCCAAUUGGUUAUAUUCACGGCUUUCGGGAUGUCUUCGUUUCCGAUCGGUUUGAUUAGAGGCACGAAAAGCGCGCGCCUGGAGAUGGAGCGCAUCCAAGACUCGCAUCUCACGAAUCAAACCAAAAUCAAUGCUCUCAGAGAUCGCGAGCGCAUUGGAAACCGAUUGACACCUCGAGAGAGAAGACAACUGACGAAACUGGAAGAGAACGAGAGGAUCAUCACUCGCGAAGAGCAAUACCUCUUGACAUACAGGGGCUCUCUCUUCUAUAAACUCCGAAACCUCGUUCGCCCGCUUCAGAUAGGCUUCGGAUUCAUUCUCUGCGCUCUCUCUUUGAUUAUUUGGGUUUCACUACUGAUUACGAAUAUCGAUAAAGCGAUGCAUUCAUUGGGAAUGAGAAUGGGUUACGCGUUAUUCAAACCCCAGAUCACGAAUCCAAUCGAUAUAAUCUUGGUCACAUUUCAGCGCGUAUUCCCAUUGGAUUACAUCCUAAUCCUGUGUAUGUCUUUGUUCUUCAUAAUGGCCACUAUGUCUGGUAUCAAGAAUUUAGGCAUUUGGUUCUUCUGUGUCCGGCUUUACAAAAUCCGCGUCAAGAAGUCGAGCCCUCAGGCAUUGCUUAUGCUAUUCGCGACUCUAAUGCUGACAACUCUGGGCAUUAAUAUUCUGUUUUAUUGUGUGUCUCCACAAUAUGUCACUUAUGGCAGUCAGCACUAUAUCAACGCCACGGCCAACAACACGGUUAUGGUUUGUUCGUCAAUAGCGUCGUCAGAGGACUGUACGAUGACUCGCGUGAGCGCACUGUUGGUCCGGUUCUUCUACAAGGCCUGGUUUUUCGGCGCUUUCUAUUACUGGUCGAUGUGGGCCUUCAUUGCAGUGUCAGUCUUAUCAGCAGUUUAUGUGAUCAUAAGGCCGACCAGAUCUGUGACGGACGGACUAAUAGAUAACGAUGACCUCGAAGACAGUGACGACGACCUCAGAGCAUAAUAGACACUCUAUUUGUUUAACGAUUUUUCACGUUUAGAUUAUUUUGAAUCGGAUGUUGUAUUUAGAAUACACUCCCUAUUGUAAUAAAUCCUAAAUUAAUUCCUAUUGUAUUUGAUGUAAAAUAAUAUCAGUUUUUAUUUAUGGAUUAUUGUGUGAUAACCUCUUAUGGCAGUAAUCAUUUGAUUUGAUUUGAUUUUAAAAGUAACAUUAAAAAGUAUAUCUCAAA